Molecule: messenger RNA, 900 nt
Organism: Aspergillus nomiae NRRL 13137
Lineage: Eukaryota; Fungi; Ascomycota; Eurotiomycetes; Eurotiales; Aspergillaceae
Product: phosphotransferase enzyme family protein
Exons: 2
Coding region: 1-900 (299 amino acids)
Source: RefSeq, a predicted model, not a curated record
AUGGAAAGAAUCAACGAGCUACAAUCCUUUAAUUUGUCUGAAGAGAAUGAACGAGAGAUUGUCUUUCUCGAGUCAUCUUUCUUUAGGUCACCCAAUCGACACCUUCCAACACCAGCGCAAGUGAAGGCUUCAUCUGGGGAUGCGUCCACAAGCUCUCAACCACGGCCUGUCACAUUUGAAAAUCUUGGACUUAUCGUCAAAUUCGGUCCUUAUGUUACAGUUGCAGAAGCCCGAUGUCUUCGGUUCAUUAGGAUGACCUUUCAAGAGAGGGUCCCCGUCCCGGAAGUUUUUGGAUGGCGAAUUGAUGAAGAGAGCAAUGUUUUUAUCUACAUGGAGCCUAUAGAAGGGCAGACUUUACUGGAUCGUUGGGAUUGGCUGAGUACUCUGGAUAGAAAUGCACUUUGUGACCAACUACAUCACAUCAUCGGUGGUCUACGUCAACUCGAACAAGAAGCUUCAGACAAGUAUAUUAGAUCUCUUGGGCAGAAGCGACUUUUGGAAUAUGUCUUCCAAGAAGAGCGGGAAGCCGGGCCCUUCUCCAGCAUCGAGGAAUUUAAUGACUGGUUUUCUUUCUUACCGCAGUCGCGUUUUCCUAUGUUAAAUAGGUACAAGGACCCUUAUAGAGAGUUUCUGCCCGACACUGGGGAGAUUAAAUUUACUCAUGCGGACCUUCAUCGAGGCAACAUAAUCGUGUCUACUACCGGACCAGCGCGCAUUCUUGCCAUUGUGGAUUGGGCACAAGCAGGGUGGUAUCCGGAUUAUUGGGAAUACUGCAAAGCCCGUUAUACGUGCUGGUAUGAGGAUGAAUGGGGCCUGGUCUGGAUUGAGAAGUUUUUAUUCCCACGAGUGCAAGAGUUUGAGAUCUUUGCUGGAUACACUAUGGCUAUGGGUGCCAUUUGA